Desarmillaria tabescens is the source of this 576-nucleotide messenger RNA. RefSeq names its product WRB/Get1 family. Gene Ontology annotation, molecular function: protein-membrane adaptor activity. The record is from RefSeq and is a predicted model, not a curated record. The transcript is spliced from 5 exons. Bases 1 to 576 code for a protein of 191 amino acids. Gene Ontology annotation, cellular component: GET complex. Gene Ontology annotation, biological process: tail-anchored membrane protein insertion into ER membrane. Lineage: Eukaryota; Fungi; Basidiomycota; Agaricomycetes; Agaricales; Physalacriaceae.
AUGUCUCUUCUUGUUACCAUAUUUGCUCUCGUAUUCGUUGCAGAGCUUAUCUCCUGGAUAGGCCAAUCCGUCCUUCUUGAUUUCUUCUACUCUCUCUACUUGAGAGUAUUCUACUCCUCCCAUGCUGAGCGGCAGCGAAAACUCAAGGCAGAGAUCCUAGCUACAAAGGCUGAGCUGUUGAAGACGAGCGCCCAAGACCAGUUCGCCAAGUGGGCGAAGCUGAGGAGAAGUGUGGAUAAAGGGCUGGCUGAUUUGGAGAAGCUCAAUGGAGAACUGUCUUCCAUAAAAUCAUCCUUUUCCAUGAAAUUUACGACCGUUAUUUGGAUGUCGACGACCGGUUCUCAAUUCGUUGUGGGGUGGUGGUAUCGUAAAGCUGCUGUAUUCUAUUUACCAGAAGGGUGGUUCGGACCAGUUGGGUGGUGGCUGUCGUUUCCAUUUGCACCAAAAGGCUCUGUAAGUGUAGGAAUGUGGCAAAUGGCUUGCAGAAGGGUUGUCAAAGUUGGAGAAAGGGUCGUGAAGGACCUUUGUGUGCCGACUGAGAUUAAGGCUGGAGUGGAAGAAAGCAAAGCCGAGUGA